This is a messenger RNA of Cyprinodon tularosa, 4882 nucleotides long. RefSeq names its product POU class 2 homeobox 2a (gene pou2f2b). The record is from RefSeq and is a predicted model, not a curated record. The transcript has 16 exons. Gene Ontology annotation, molecular function: DNA-binding transcription factor activity, RNA polymerase II-specific; RNA polymerase II cis-regulatory region sequence-specific DNA binding. Bases 1232 to 3487 code for a protein of 751 amino acids. Gene Ontology annotation, biological process: regulation of transcription by RNA polymerase II. NCBI's taxonomy places the organism in Eukaryota, Metazoa, Chordata, Actinopteri, Cyprinodontiformes, Cyprinodontidae. Gene Ontology annotation, cellular component: nucleus.
AGUUGUAGCGCCUGAAUGUUGCGGCCAGCCUGGUGGCAGAUCGCUACAAUCCUGGAGGGGAGCCGGGUCGAGUGAGCUAUCUGGGGGUUCCCAUAUUAUUACAGGAGGGGGACAAAAAGAAACAGACACAAAUUUGAAAGAAAUAGAGAAAGAGAGACUUAAAAACAAAAACAAAAAAACAGAGACACACAGACGGAUGGACGGAGAUAUAGGCAAGUGUUCCGAUAAGACGCGGCACCAUCGGAUAUUAGUAUAGCGACGCCGUCUUGUGUUUAUUUUAUCAUAAUUUUUUCCCAUUAUUUAUUUCUUUUAUUCAUUGAAGCUGUCCGAUUUGAACGUUUAUUUAUUUAGAUGUUUAUUUAUUUAUCCAUCGAUUGAUUGCGUUUUAAUUACUGGCUUGUGACAGAGAGCGAAGGAGGAGGAGCGUCGGUGCCAUGCGCGCUCGCUGCCGUCUUCUCUGACUGUUUGUUUGUAUGUUUCCCCAUUUUAUUUACAACUUGUAUUCAUUUAUUUGUUAUUAGAUUUAAGAACCAAGUUGUGUUGAAUGCACGAUCCGAUGCGUUGUGCGUACUGGAUGAAUGUAGACGACUAAUGAGCAGCUGAACAGCAGAUAUAUAGGCUAUACUAGAGCCUCCAUUUAAAAUGCACACAUCUGGAUAAUUUAGCUUUUUUUCUAGCAGUCUUUAUCUAAUAUCCUGGGGUGGUUUUAAGCUGCAAAAGCGAAUACCAAAGAGGGGACUCCAUAAGAAUAGGCUCAGCGACUGUUCUCAUGCAUUCCUACAGAAUCUGCAGAGAAAUAAGAGUAUAAAAUAAACUAUAUGUUUACUAAAGGAGAAAGCUUUAACAAUGAGAAGGUAGAGGGAAGAAGCGCAUCAGUGUUUAUUCUAAGCUUUAUUUCUAGCAGAACUUUUCUUGAAGCUCCUCUAUCAUCCGUCUGCGUGUUGCUUACUCAAGGGACCAUCCUAUGUUUCUAUGAGUAGAAAUAUAAAUAUGCUCUAUGCACAUUUAGGGUACAGCAAAACUCUAAUGCAUCACACGUGUACAUAAAAAGUGCGCAACUGAGGCUACAUGUGCACACACCUAACGGCGAAUGUUGUGAGCUCUACAAACCAAAUAUUGCCCCAAAGCUGUCUGUCAGAAAAGAGCCAGAAGCAUCUGAGGAGGACAAGGCUUGUCAACCAGCUUGUGUCAGAUUAUUUGCAUCCAAAGGAAAGGCAGGAGGAAGAAGAUCAUGUUUGUUCCCUUGCCGGUGCCGUUCGUCUUUCAGAGAGCUACCCCUGACCUCAGCGCCUGGCGUCUCAAGUCCCCUCUGGCUCUCCGCUCCAACUCCGAUAUCAGGAUGUCAAAGCCAGCAGAGGUUGAGAAAGUCGGGGCUGACUCACCGAUGGAAGGCACAGAGUCAGAGCGGAAUGGACCUGAAUCAAAUCACCAGGUUCAGGCAAUGAAAGUCAGUCCCUUUCCUCUCUCCCCAAACCUGAACAGCAGCAAGAAUAAGAUGGAUGAGUGCUCAGAAAUGUCUCCAGGCCUUCCUCCCUCUCACGGUCAGACUCCUUCACAGACAGCCCUGCAACACACUCAGCUCAUGCUGACUGGCUCGCAGCUAGCAGGGCUGACAGCUUUGUUGCCGGCGCAGCAACAGCUGCUGCUGCAGCAGGCUCAGGCACAACUCCUGGCUGCCGCUGUGCAACAGUCCAAUGCCGCCCAUGCAGCUCAUGCUGCUCAUGCCGCAGCGCAGGCCAAUCAGCAAGCUCAGGCAGCUGCAGCAGCAAAUCAGCAAGCCCAGCAGCAACAGCAGCAGCAGCAGCAACAACAGCAGCAGCAGCAGCACACAGGACAGACAGGGCAGCAGGCUCAGUCCCAGGGACAGAGCACACAAGAGCAAAACCAAAGUGUCCCUCUCCCUCCGCCUCAGCUCACACUCUCUCAGCCUAUCCAGCUCACAGCCCAGGACAUUCAGCAGUUGCUGCAGCUUCAGCAGCUGGUGUUGGUGCCUGGUCACCCACUUCCAUCUCCGGCCCAGUUUCUUCUCCCACAGGCACAGCAGGGCCAGCAAGGACUCCUAUCGACACCAAAUCUUAUUCCGCUACCUCAGCAAAACCAAGGGAGCCUCCUGUCUGCUCCAACUAGAAUGGGACUCCAGUCACAGGUGCAGCGAGAUAAGAGCAUAGAUGUGGCUGUUGGAGGAGGCAUGACCACAGUGUCCUCUGUGACCUCUCACCCUGAGGAGCCCAGCGACCUGGAGGAGCUGGAACAGUUUGCCCGCACCUUCAAACAGAGACGCAUCAAGCUGGGGUUCACACAGGGGGACGUAGGCCUAGCCAUGGGGAAGCUGUAUGGGAAUGACUUCAGCCAAACCACCAUUUCUCGCUUUGAGGCGCUUAACCUUAGCUUUAAGAACAUGUGCAAGCUGAAGCCACUGUUGGAGAAGUGGCUCAAUGAUGCAGAGACCAUGUCCAUAGACAGCACCCUGCCCAGUCCCAGCUCCCUGUCCUCUCCGUCUCUGGGCUUUGAGGGGGUUCCUGGUCGCAGGAGAAAGAAGAGAACCAGCAUUGAGACAAAUGUUCGUGUGGCCCUGGAGCGUUCAUUCCUGACGAACCAGAAGCCUACCUCAGAGGAGAUCCUGCUGAUUGCUGAGCAGCUCAACAUGGAGAAGGAGGUGAUCCGAGUCUGGUUCUGCAACCGCCGGCAGAAAGAGAAGCGCAUCAACCCCACCAGUGCCACCCCUCCGCUGCCCAGCCAGCCACCCACUGCCCCUCAAACGCACAAACCGCCCUGCUACAGCCCUCAUAUGAUGUCGAGCCAGCUGUCGCAGGCCGUGACCAGCCUCAGCACAACGGUGACCACCAUGUCCUCAAUUUGCCCUCUGAGUUCCAGCCUCACCUCAACCCACCCCUCUCUCACCUCAGUCCACCCCCCUCUGAGCUCCACACCCUCCCCAGCGACUCCUCCUCCUCCUCCCCGCAGCACAGCCAGCCCCGCCACUCCCAGCCACAACACACUCAACCUAAACACAGGCUUGUGGCGUAUGGGUAAAAAGAACGGUGAAAUGUCCAACUACAUCACUGACUUUGCUGCAAAUUUGAGGAACACUGUGAUGGGAGUUAACACGGGGAUGAACCAAGCCCUCCUCGGUAACAAUCCCCUCGCUACUAUCCAAGCCCUAGCAGCCAGUGGUGGCCAGCUGCCUCUUUCCACUCUUGAGGGUGGCAGCAAGGUGAUGCUGGGGACCUCUGGGGGUCAAGGAAGUGGGCUUCCCUCAUCCCUCUUCCUUAACCACCCCACCCUCCUCCACAUGGGUCAGAACCCGGGCGCUGGGCUGGUCAGCGCCGCUGUAGCCAAAGUCUCCCAGGCCUCGCCCUUCCCCUCAGCCAGCAGCAUCAGCCCUACGCCCUGCUCUCCCUCUCCUUGCUCCAGCCCUGCCUCCUUCUGCUCCUCCAGCGAAAUGGCACACAGCCCGUCCUCCCUGGGGGGGCCCAAGAUCGAGUGACGGCAUCUGGUGGGUCAGUCAGAGAGGAGCAGAAGGGAUUAAACAAGAACCUCGCCUUCCACACCAAAGCUAUCUUUUUCUCUCUCUUGUGCUCUUCUUCCGUUUUUCUGUUUAUUUUUUUCCCAAAGUCUCUUUCUGUCUUUCUCUCCAAGUCUUUCUAUGCCAAAAAUACACAGAAUGAAAGCGGAGAGGAGGAGGGAAAGAACUAAGAGAAGGGAAAAGGAGGAGAAAGAAUGAAACCAAAAAUCUUUAUGUAUCUUUUAACGGAUGAAAAGGAGAUAGCAACGGACAUUUUCCUCUAAUAACGCACGACAUGCUACGUCUCUCUGAAGGAAAACAAACCAUGACUCUGCAAAAAGCAGUGGAGGAGACGGCCUGUCCAAGUGCAUAAACCAAAAAUGACAAAAAGAUUACUUUGACUAUAUGACAAAAAGAAAUGGCAGCACGGACAAAGAAACAAAGAGGAGAACUAUCCUUUUUUAAAUGUCAUUUUCCUAAAAGCUGCGGGUUUAAAAGAAGAAGAGGGGUAAUAGGAGGAGGAGGAGGAUACGUUUAAACCAAAAAUUUUACCUGAGAAGGAGGUGGAGGAAUACACAAUGAGACAAAAAAUAUAAAACCAAAAAAAAAAAAAACAACGACAACCAAACCAAAAUCACAAAUACCAAAAAUACGGAGAGAAAAGCUUUAUUCAAAGGACGUGUAAAUACUGAAGCUAUCCAGGACCAGGACUCUACUGCUACUGCAACAAGCAAACACAAGCAUAUUAAACAUGAAGAACCAGCCCAUCCUGUCACUGACUCAUUCCGUCUGUCACCUCAUGUGUCUCUCACUGUUUUGUUUUUUCAAUAAUUUUGUAAAAUAGCGGUAGUUUUGUGUAUGAUGUGUAUUUGUGUCAGCUGGAUGAGCAUAAGAAUGCAUUCUUUUCUCUUAGAUUACUUUUUAACAGUAUUUUUUAAAGAAGUUUAGUUUUUUUUUUUUUUUUUACUAUUUAUUAGUGCUGUUACACAUUUCAGCUCCUAUUUAUUGUUGUGUGCUAUUGUAGUUUUAGCUCAUCAUUAUCAUUGCCAUCACCUUUGUCCUUGUCAUCACCAUUGCUACGUAUUCUGUUUGUAACGCUACUAUCCGUGCAGAGGGACAGAUGGCGAAAGUGAUCCAGUCCUCACCAAGUGCCACUGGCUCGCAGAUCGAGUCGAGUUCACUUUGCUUUAAUUUCUGGGAGUGAAUCCCUUCUAUAGGAACUGGCUGAAAGUUUUUUUAAGCGCUUAUUAAGACUGCCUGCCCCUAACUGUGAAAGAUAAGGGAUUAAUGAUGUAAAACACCAAAUAAUCCAGACAUGCAAAGAAAUCUUGUUAAUAAAUCUGUAAAUUAAGUUGUAUGUAAAAAAAAAAAAAAAAA